AUGGCCUUAUCACAACUCGAUGCAUUUUUGCGCACGCGGAAAGGGUUAACAGAGAAAGGCGGAACGCACUGGGUUGUUGGGAAUGAAGCUGGGGAUAUGGACAGUGUGGCCUGUGCUAUCGGAUUUGCCUACCUGUCCGUAUUUGUGAAUCCCUCCGGCCCGCAAUGGAUCCCCGUCGUGCAAACGAAUCGCGCAGACCUUGCUCUGCGUCCGGAGAACCUGCUUGCGCUGCACCAGGCAGGUAUAGACGCAGGCUCACUGUGCUGCUUGGAUGAUGUGCAUGGGUUUGGAGACGAGUCACAGGUAAUUCUUGUGGACCACAACCAAGUAUCGGGAAUAUUUGAAAAGGCACAUGUAGUCGGCAUUAUCGAUCACCACUGGGACGAGCAAAAGCAUACGAACGUUCCUAUGCGACUGAUCUGCUCACCUGAAUAUGCGAGCUCCUGUGCAAGUGUCCUGUCUCUUUACUUUGAGCCUCAGCUGCCCAAAAGUCCACCGCUCGUACGAGCGGUCGCUGACCUGCUCCUUUCUGCGAUUUUCUUGGACACUUCGGGACUCUCUGAUGAGAAUGACAGGACCAUGAAAGUAGAUCGCAUGGCGGCUGACUUCUUGAUCAAACACUCGUCUUUCACAAACAAAGAAGCACGCACAGCAUAUUUUCAGCAACUUGCUACGGCCAAAAGUGACACGUCGCAACUUACCAUUAACCAGAAAUUGCGUCGCGACUAUAAGGCGUUCAAAGCCAAAGGCAGUGGCUCAUCUACGUGGGCAAUUGGAACGGCAAGCAUUACUGAGCCUCUGCCCGCUUUUUUGACUGACAAUGUUGCAGAAGCUUUGACAGAGCUACAGUGCUUUGCGACGAAGCGAGCGCUCCACCUUCUUUUUGUUCUUGCGGGCUUUGUCGAUGCAGAAGGCAAUUCGCAUCGCCAACUGCUCUGCUUCAGUCCUUCUGCAGAGCACAAUGCACAGGCGCUGGGAGAGGCACUGGGCGCUUACCGCGAGCAAAAGGUGGACCUCGUGCCUUUGGGCCUUAACAAGCCAAGCCAGCUGCCCAAUGUGUAUUAUGCUGCGUGGGAACAGCGAGACGAAAGCGUAACGCGGAAACAAUUUAUUCCCAUAAUCCAAACACUAUGUGCAACUAUGGAAAACAAGUAG
This is a messenger RNA of Malassezia vespertilionis, 1155 nucleotides long. Its product is annotated as exopolyphosphatase. The record is from RefSeq and is a predicted model, not a curated record. The coding region runs from base 1 to 1155 and encodes 384 amino acids. Lineage: Eukaryota; Fungi; Basidiomycota; Malasseziomycetes; Malasseziales; Malasseziaceae. The transcript has a single exon. Gene Ontology annotation, cellular component: cytoplasm. Gene Ontology annotation, molecular function: exopolyphosphatase activity.